CCACGAGUUUGUUUUGGAGAGGGGGGGAGAACCGGCAACUCCCCUGGCUCCACGCAACCUGGCAACCGAAGGGCAGCCAAAGGCCCGAGGGCAUAAAGGCUCCAGUGAAACCAGGAAGCAAGUGCUGCUCUUCCCAGGGGAGUCCCUCUCCGGCGCGGGGAUGCAAAUCUUCCCCGGCCUUGGACGGCCUGCUUUGCAUAGAGAGGCCAGGCGUCCUCGGGGGAGUCCCGGCCCGCCGCCUCGGGCAGAUGCGGUGCCUGAUGCUGGAGCAGUCAAGAGCGGGCAAUCCCGGGCGGAGGCGGGAGCGCAUCCCUCCCAACCCGCCUGGAAAGAGAGCCAGCCUCACUCGGAAGACGGAGCCGGCGAGCUCAUCUCGGCCGCCCCCGCGGGCGGCACCGGGCGCUUCUGACUUCCAGCGUCGGGCUCGGCUCCUCUGCAGCCGCCAGCAGCUGCUGCUGCCCCAAGGCUCGCCUGAAGGGCCGCGGCCCCUUCCCUGAACCGGCCACCGCUGGACAAGAGUUGCCCAAGCUGUUCGGCUGCCCUGGAAGGUCGCGUCGAUCAGCGCUCUUGCCCGCUCCCGCAGAGCUCAUUUGCUGGCUGCGAAAGUGCAGUUGCUGCCCGGGGAAGAGAGACCCCCGACGACGCGCUCCCUUCACCGGGGCUGCUCGGCGGGGAGACCAGAGCCCUGUCCUGCCCCGCCAGGCAGCAGCUCCAUAGCGCUUUCGGGGCGCUGCCCGAUUAACGCAGCUGCUUCCGACGGAGUUCCCGAGGGUGCGGCCCCUUCCUUGCACUGAAGGCGGCCUUCUGCCCUGCAGCCUCCCCGCCAUAUCACCGCCCUCAGCGGAGGGUUGCUUGGCCGCCGUUCCCGGGAGGCUCCGGCCUUUCGAGCGCCGUCGCGGGGGGAGGCCUGGGAGGGCGAGGUGAGCGGAGCCGCCGACAGGAGCUCCAGGCCCCGCGUUCCUCCCCCUCCAGCGGCUCCCAACAACCUCGCGAGGCAGGCAGGCCCGUCCCAGCCAACCCCCGGCCACGGGUUCCAUCCGCCCGCCGCGCCUCUUCCGCGGAGACCUUCCAAGACAAGCCCGGAGGGGGGAGAGGCAGCCCUCGCCCUCCAUAAAGAGGCGGCGACGCGCGGACGGGAACACUUCGCCCCCAUGGAGGCGGCCGGCCAGGCGUGAGCGAGCGAGGAGCAGCGCCGCCAGAAGCAGCAGCAGCAGCCAUGGACCUGGACCGACCGCCGCCCAGCGCCCUGCGCUUCUCCGGCUGGGCCGAGCCCCCGCUGCCCUGCGCUCGCGCCGUCGGCCGCGAAGAGCCUCCGGAAAGCGGCUACCUGAGUCUCUGCGGCUGCAGCCUGGAGGGUAGCGGAGAAUCCGGCGGGGGAGGCGACCCCUGGAGCGCCCCCGAGCAGGGCCGAGCGGAGAGGCGGCAGAAAGUUGAGUUCUUCCGCAAGUUGGGCUACUCUUCGCAGGAGGUGCUGGGCGCCCUGCAGAAGCACGGGCCGGAGGCGGACACCAACACCAUCCUGGGGGAGCUGGUCAAGCACGGGGCGGCCCCCGGCGAGAGGGAGAGAGAGCCCGCCCAGCAGGCCGCCCCGGAGGCCCCCGAGCCGCCGGUGCCGCUUCCCAGAGCGCGGCCUGCCCCCAACAGCCCCCCGACCCAGCCGGGGCCUCCGGAGGAGCAGGACGGGGAUCAUCUGCGGCCGAUCGUCAUUGAUGGGAGCAACGUGGCCAUGAGUCAUGGAGACAAAGAUUCCUUCUCCUGCCGAGGCAUCCAGCUGGCUGUGACCUGGUUUCUGGAUCGAGGACACAAGGAUGUCACGGUCUUCGUCCCAUCUUGGAGAAAAGAGCAUUCACGCUCUGAUGUCGCCAUUACAGACCAGCACAUCCUCCAUGACCUCGAGAAGAAGAACAUCCUUGUCUUCACUCCUUCCCGGCGAGUGGCAGGCAAGCGAGUGGUCUGCUACGAUGACCGCUUCAUUGUGAAGCUAGCCUGGGAGUCGGACGGCAUUGUGGUAUCCAACGAUGUCUACCGGGACCUGCAAGCAGAACGGGCAGAGUGGAAGAAGUUCAUUGAAGAACGCUUGCUGAUGUAUUCCUUUGUCAAUGACAAGUUCAUGCCUCCCGAUGACCCCUUGGGGCGCCAUGGACCCAGCCUGGAUAACUUCCUGAGGAAGACGCCAGCAGUGCCCGAGCACAAGAGGCAGCAGUGCCCAUACGGCAAGAAGUGCACCUAUGGCAUCAAGUGUAAGUUCUACCACCCUGAGCGGCCGCACCAACUGCAGCGCUCCGUUGCCGAUGAGCUCCGGGCCAACGCCGGGCUCUCCCCCACCAGGACUGCACCAGCCACCAAGGAGGAGAGGAGGAGCUGGAGGCCCCCCCAUGGGGAGUUCUGGGGUUCUGUACCUGCAGAGAGUGAGAAAGUCCCCCUGCAGAAGGCCUUGGCUGAGAAGACGAGCUCUGCCCCUCUCAUUAGACAUGGUGAUGUGCCACCCUUCUUCCUCGGUGCCCAUGGCAUCCCAGCCCGGAAGAGCCACGGUUAUAGGAGUUUAGAUCAGUACCAGCUGCCUCCCAGGGACUCCCUUGCCCAUGUCUCUCAAGACCACCUUGACUCGGGCCUUGGCUCCCUUGAGAAUCAGCUCUCUGAAAUGUGGCCCAGCCCCUCGGCUAGCCCUGUCAAGUGGGCCCAGCAAGAGCCACUUGGGGAGAGCAGCUGCAGGGGGCAGGGGCCUGCUUAUCGGGUUCCUCCUGGCCCGGAAUCCAGGAGCUACAGCCAGUACCGGCCUCAGAGCUUCCUGCCAACCCCAUCUGAACAGGUCACUCCUCACUCCUUUCCUGGCUAUGAUGUGGCCUCCAGUGCUUCUCUGGGCCCUAGGCGCAAGUACUGGUCCGAGCCAUAUCAUCCAGGGCCUGCAGUGCGCCAAGACGUGUCGAGAGCUCCCUGCCUGGCCUACAAGGACUCCUCACACCAUUGGGCCUCCCCAGACAGUUUUGCAGAAGAGCGUGCAAAGGUACACGUCAAGCUUUGUGGGAUCUUCCAUCCUCAUCUGGUGGAGACUGUCAUGAACCGCUUCCCACACCUCUUGGAGCCACAGCAGCUGGCUGCUGAAAUCCUCACAUACAAGACUCAACACCUUGGGGUGUGACACAGCUGGAGGAGGGAAGCCCAACUCCUGGGGGGGGGGGGGCAAAACAUCCUUUUCUGCCUGCAGUUUGGACCCUCAUCCAGCGGCCACUCAUGGAGGGCAGGCACCAGGAUUGUAGGGGGCUCAGGUGGGAUGGAAAGGUCUGCCUCAAGCAAUCCAAGAAACUGGCCCAGGAACCACAAUGCUGAGCCAUUUUCUCGUGCUGCAUGAAGGCUGGCUGACUGGUUUAUGCCAGGCAGAAGGCAGGCAGCACGGCCUUGCUGGCCGUGAGUGUGUCUCUUGCUCCUAACCAUGUGGCUGCUCCGAAGAGGUUGAUUUGGAAAGGAAGAUGGUGUGAGUCCCAAGCUUUCUGGCUAUGGCACAGCCAGGACUGGAGUGGGGCAGAGAAGAAGAGGUUAUGAUUUACAACCAUAGCCCUUCCCCAAAUGGCUGCAGGGAGAUGCAGCCGGUCCCAAAAGAAAUCGCAGGGAGAAAAAAGUUCCAGGGCCUGCAGAAUGAACUGUGAGGAAUGAAUGGAAUCUGACUUGCAUCCUAACUGCGCUGCUUCCAGGUGGCCGAGACAUGCUUCCUUCCUCAGCCCAAGGCAGACAGCAGAAUGAUGGUUUCUCCUCGUAUCUGUACCCCAAGAGUUUGAUGUUUGUGGAAAAGAAGCUGGCCAGGACAAUGACUUGCCAGGAGGGGAAUUCUGGAAGGGCUUCCUGCCUCUCUCUGUCGAUGUGGUUGUCCUAGUGGUCUCCUUUCCCUUGGUUUGGAACCUCCUUGGAUUGUGAAGCAUAACAUUUGUUUCAAGCCAAAUACCAACUGUCAUUUCAGUUGCCCAAAGUUCUGUGUUGCUUCCAGAGUAAGAUUUGAACACAACUAAGCCCUCCAUGUCAUUUCCUCUCUUCUGGGAACAAACCUGCAUCCCUCCUCCUCCUUCAGUGCUGCUGGCGGCAGGCAAGUCCUGCCAUGCGGGCACCUGCACCUCUUCCCGGAGUGUUCUGGCAAGUGCCCUGAGAUGGAGCAGUGAAAAUGCUCCAUGGAGCAUCUUAGCAAUGUUAACAUCAUAAUCAAGUUUAUAUCUAAAGCUCAGAUGUCACAAAUCCCAAGGCUAAAUGCAAAAUGCAUUAAUGUGAAACCAGGAGGGUCUCCAGAAAAGGGACUUGCUUAGAUCAACUGUUGGGGAGCCUUUAGUGCCCAGCUGUUUUGGGCAACUUGCUUGUCUGCUGACAGAAGACAACUCCACCACUUUCUUGGUGGCUGUAGAAAGACCCACUGGAAACCUGACCAGGGCGGGGGGCGGGGUGCAUGGUUAGCUAAUCCUUUUCUAUCAUAACUCAGUCUUGAGGAUUGGUAAGUCCAAUACGGGCAGUUAUAGAUCCUUCGGUAAUGAAUUUGCAACGAUUGUUCCUGGUCCUGCCCCCUUCAGAACAAGGUUCACUUGCAGGCCAGGAUCAGUUGAUCGGUUGAUGCACAUUGCAUCUAUCUCUCGAGUGGUUCUUUGGAGUGGUUGAUGCUGAAGUCAUCCUGGGGGCUGCUGCCUGGAGGAGCAGCAGGGCAAGAAGCCCCUGUGGGCAGCUGGCAAUGCCACCAGGCCUUGCUGCUCUCCUUGCCAGGAGCCCUGGAAAUCGGUCAGCCAUGCCAGCACUGUGUGCUCAGGCGGCCACAUGGCCAAAGAAACCCUGUUUGUAUCUGGUUAAUUAUGAUCCAUCACAGAAGUGUGGUGCUUCACGUUAGUAAGCAAAAUGCUUUUUAGUAAUCAUUUAUAAUCUUACAACUUUGCACUUGUAAAUUACAAGAGCCAUAGUUUUUAAUGAAAUGCUUUCUGAGCUGAGGCUGCUUUGGUGAUGGUUGGUCUUCCUUUAUUCUGCCUUAGGCAGAGAUGCAAUCAAGUAAAAAAAUAAACCAACCUUGAACCUCA
Messenger RNA from Thamnophis elegans (Western terrestrial garter snake), 5039 nucleotides. It is a transcript of the gene ZC3H12A, whose product is annotated as zinc finger CCCH-type containing 12A. Gene Ontology annotation, biological process: 3'-UTR-mediated mRNA destabilization; nuclear-transcribed mRNA catabolic process, RNase MRP-dependent. Gene Ontology annotation, cellular component: cytoplasmic ribonucleoprotein granule; nucleus. The record is from RefSeq and is a predicted model, not a curated record. The coding region runs from base 1217 to 3139 and encodes 640 amino acids. The transcript has 6 exons. Gene Ontology annotation, molecular function: mRNA binding; RNA endonuclease activity; metal ion binding. Lineage: Eukaryota; Metazoa; Chordata; Lepidosauria; Squamata; Natricidae.